AUGGCAGACGACCGGCCGACUGUGAUCGAGAACCGGGCAGAGGUGUUUGAAAAAUGGGCCAAGCAUUAUACGUAUUUGGAUGGAGACGUUGUUGAUUCGUUCGGACUCGGUCUUGCUAGCUCGCGAAAUGUCGCCGAAGGCACUACACUGGCCAAAGUGCCCGAAUCAUUGACCAUAAGUGAGCGAAUUAUUGACGAUUUGAGUUUACAGGACGAAAAGUUAGCCAAAUGGUUGAAUUUGCAGCCAGUGUCCGACCGCCAUCGCUUGCACCGGGCCCUGGUAUACUUGGCACUGAACACCCCUACUAAAUGGUUGGUUUAUUUCAAGUUGCUACCAACGAAUGGCGAUAUCAACCUGCCGUUCUCGUGGACAGACGAUAAUCUUCAACAAUUAAAAGGAUCUAGUAUCUACGAGCCCGUUGCCAGCAAGAAAUCAAUUGUCGAAGUGCAGUACUAUGAGUUCUGUGAGCUUGCGAAACCACUUCUUGAGGAUAUAGAAAUCCCAUUUUCUCUGUGGGUGCUAGCAUAUCAAUGGGUUUCGUCUCGCAGUCUCACAAAUCCUGAAAGUGGCCAGUCUAUUCUUGCCCCCAUUAUCGACCUCUGCAAUCAUAGCUCGCAUGCCAAUGUGAGAUACGACCUGCAGGGCACUGAUUUCGUACUUUUAGCGACUCGAGAUAUCGCCAAGGGCGAAGAACUAGUCUUGGACUAUGGGUCAAGAGGUAGCGGUGAGUUUCUUUUCAACUACGGAUUCAUUCCCGAAAAGCAGUUUGAAGAGAUCACCAGAAUCUACGAUCCAGACGACGAAGCCAUUAGGAGACUGCUGGAUCCGUCCCGAGAUCCGGACUGCCCCGACGACCUGAAGAAAGAAAUGGAAUUUGCGUACAAUCUGUUGACCCAGUUUCUGCCCCAGCCAAUGCAGGUUCUUAAACUGAACAGCAACGGUGAGUGGGCUGACGAGUUUAUCACCUUGGUGGCAUGUGAAGAUCUAGUUGAAUUGAAAACUGUCGACGGCCAGUACUCUCUGUACAUCCGCGAUACAGAACUUGUCCCCGGCCAAAUCGCAGAGCAAACCAAACAAUUUUCCGAAGUCGCGUAUCGGGCCAAGAUUCUCGUUGCCCAGCUCGCGCACCACUUUGCAUCCAAGCUUGCAGAAGAAAAAUCAGACAGUGUGCUGCCGGUUGUCAAGCAGCUUCACGACGCAGAAGCCAAGCUUUACCAACAGUUCAUUGAUGCGGCUAAAGAUUUAGCGUAG
Wickerhamiella sorbophila is the source of this 1251-nucleotide messenger RNA. Its product is annotated as SET domain-containing protein 8. Lineage: Eukaryota; Fungi; Ascomycota; Dipodascomycetes; Dipodascales; Trichomonascaceae. The record is from RefSeq and is a predicted model, not a curated record. The transcript has a single exon. Bases 1 to 1251 code for a protein of 416 amino acids. Gene Ontology annotation, biological process: peptidyl-lysine monomethylation. Gene Ontology annotation, molecular function: protein-lysine N-methyltransferase activity; protein binding.